AUGUCGAACCAGGCCCCUCCUCCAUUGGGACAGCAGCUGGCUAGUCUUCUGGAGCCAGCCCAACUUAUGUUAUGGGCCAUGUCUCAUUAUCUGCGCGUCUGCAAAGAAGCAGUGUUCACCCGUGGUCAGGUCUUCGCCCCAAUUUUCCAAACUACCAGACUGAGAGAUGAGGCAUUUGGAAAGUUCUGGGUCGAGUUUAGUGCACCCCGCGGCGAUCCAAACGCCGAGCCAGUCGGCAGCUCAGCCCUGAUCCCACACAUUCUUAAAUCAGCCCGCGGCGUCGUCCUUGAUAUUGGCCCCGGAACAGGAACGCAAAUGCCCCUCCUGCGCUCAAAUGAUAUCACCGCGCUUUACGGUGCAGAGCCUUGUAUCGGUCUUCACAGCCAGCUGCGUGCAAAGGCGAUUUCCGAAGGUGUAUCUGAGAAAUACCAUAUCCUGCCAUGUGGGGUCUCUAGCAAGGAUCUCCUUCCUGCUCUUCGGAAUGCAGAGACCGGUGUAACGGAGGCGUAUGACUCGAACCCUAAAAUGGGAAUUUUCGAUACGAUUCUCUGUGUGCGUGUUUUAUGUUCUAUUCCUGAUAUGGAGAAGACGACUAAAGAGCUGUAUGGUUUGCUGAAGCCUGGAGGCCGAUUGCUGGUCACGGAACAUGUGGUUAAUAACUGGACGGCACCGAAGGGCUCUAUCCUUGCAAGAUUAGCUCAAGCGGCUUAUAUGCUGCUCGGGUGGUGGUUUUUCAUUGGAGAUUGCUGCUUAGAUCGGGAUACGGAGGCGGCAUUGAGGAAGGCUGCGGAUGUACAUGGGGGCUGGGAGUCCGUUGAUUUGGAGAGGUCCUUUGAAUGGUCGGCUAUGCCGUAUCUUUCUGGCAUUUUGACCAAGAAAAGUAACUAG
This is a messenger RNA of Penicillium pulvis, 888 nucleotides long. Its product is annotated as class I SAM-dependent methyltransferase. The transcript is spliced from 3 exons. NCBI's taxonomy places the organism in Eukaryota, Fungi, Ascomycota, Eurotiomycetes, Eurotiales, Aspergillaceae. The record is from RefSeq and is a predicted model, not a curated record. Bases 1 to 888 code for a protein of 295 amino acids.